AUGUCGAGUGCAAGGAAUGUUUCCGCCGUCCUGCGGAGGGCUCGACUGCCCAGACCGCGCUGUUUCGUCCAGCCCAUUGUCUCUCGUGCCCCAUCUCGCGUCGCCACCCGUACAUUUAGCGUCACCUCCACCGUGAAUGCGACCAAGGAGAUCAAGUACACCAGCAACGCCUACCCCAACCUCAAGCGGGACCCCAAGUUUGCAGAGAUCACUGCCGAUGAUGUCAAGUUUUUCCAGGAGCUGCUGGGUUCUCAGUCUGCCGUGAUCGACGGUGUGACGACCGAUGCCGCCGAUGACAUCGAGUCAUUCAACAGCGACUGGAUGCGCAAGUACCGGGGCCACACAAGGCUUGUGUUGAAGCCUCAGAACAAGGAAGAAGUCAGCAAGGUGUUGAAAUACUGCAAUGACAAGAAGUUGGCGGUGGUCCCUCAGGGCGGCAACACUGGAUUGGUGGGAGGUUCUGUGCCCGUGUUCGACGAGAUUGUCAUCAACAUGUCGCGGAUGAACCAGAUUCGCUCCUUCGACGAGGGCUCAGGAGUCCUGGUCGCUGAUGCGGGUGUGAUUCUGGAGGUGGCUGAUCAGUACCUGGCGGAGCGGGACCAUCUGUUCCCCCUGGAUUUGGGUGCCAAGGGUUCAUGCCAUAUUGGAGGAAACGCUGCUACGAAUGCCGGAGGUCUGCGUCUGCUUCGCUACGGAAGUCUUCAUGGCAAUAUCCUCGGUGUUGAGGCGGUGUUGGCGGAUGGAACCACCGUCAACUCACUUUCUACUCUGCGGAAGAAUAACACCGGCUACGACCUGAAGCAGCUGUUCAUUGGUGCCGAGGGUACGAUUGGUAUCAUCACUGGACUUUCUAUCCUGUGUCCUCCCCGGCCGAAGGCGGUUAACGUGGCUUACUUCGGUGUCGAGAGCUAUGAACAGGUGCGUCAGGCACACAAGGAGGCGAAGUCUCAUCUCUCUGAGAUUCUCUCCGCGUUCGAGCUCAUGGAUGGCCGCAGUCAGCAGCUUGUCCACCAGUCCACCGGCAACAAGUAUCCUUUGGAGGGCGAAUACCCCUUCUACUGUGUGGUUGAGACUAGCGGGUCGAACGGUGAGCAUGACAUGGCUAAGUUGGAAGCAUUCUUGGAACACAUCAUGGGCGAGGGCAUCGUUGCCGACGGUGUCUUGGCGCAGGAUGAAACCCAGUUCCACGGUAUCUGGCGCUGGAGAGAAGGUAUCACCGAGGCUCUGAGCCACCUGGGCGGUACUUACAAGUACGAUGUCUCGAUCCCUCUCCCCGAACUGUACCAGCUCGUCGAAGACUGCCGUGAGCGUCUGACCAAGCUUGGAUUUGUCGGCGAUGAUGACUCCUUCCCUGUCCGUGCUGUUGUUGGAUAUGGUCACAUGGGAGACUCGAACCUGCACUUGAACAUUUCUGUCCGGGAGUACAACAAGGAGGUCGAGAAGGCCAUUGAGCCCUGGGUGUACGAGUGGAUUCAGAAGCGCAAUGGUAGCAUCAGCGCCGAGCAUGGACUGGGCAUUGCCAAGAAGGAGUUCAUCGGUUACAGCCAAGACGAGACUAUGGUGAAGUUGAUGAAGCAGUUGAAGGAUUUCCAUUACCAAAUGAUGGAGGAGCUGGGGAGUGGCAGUUUUGGAACCGUGUACAAGGCAAUUGAAAAGUCGACUGGAGAGAUCGUUGCAGUCAAACACAUUGACCUUGAAUCAAGCGAAGAUGAUAUCCAGGAAAUCCAGCAAGAGAUUUCCGUCCUGGCGACGUGCGCGAGCCCCUACGUGACGCAAUACAAAGCGAGUUUUCUCCGCGGGCAUAAGUUAUGGAUUGUAAUGGAAUACUUGGGUGGAGGGUCCUGUCUUGAUCUGAUACAUCGCGACAUUAAAGCUGCCAAUGUGCUCCUUUCACAUACGGGGAAAGUGAAAUUGGCGGAUUUCGGCGUGGCUGCACAGCUGAUCAAUAUUAAAUCGCAACGGAACACGUUCGUCGGGACCCCGUUUUGGAUGGCUCCUGAGGUGAUUCAGCAGGCGGGAUACGACUACAAGGCAGAUAUUUGGUCUUUGGGAAUCACGGCUAUCGAGAUGAUUAACGGGGAGCCUCCACACGCCAGCACGCAUCCGAUGAAAGUACUCUUCCUGAUUCCCAAGGAGCCGGCUCCCCGACUGGAAGGCAGCGAAUACAGUAAUACUUUUAAGGACUUCAUUGCGCAGUGUUUGACGAAGGACCCGGACCGUCGACCGAGCGCGAAAGACCUUUUACGACAUAAGUUUAUUCGGAAUGCAGGGAAGACCGAGGCGUUGCAAGAGCUUAUUCAUCGAAAGCAGGAUUUUGAUGCUGGUAGGGGAGUGGCGCGGAAUGUUAAGUACUAUGCCGAGUCGCUCAAUACCAUCACGCACUUGAAGGACGACGACGGCUGGGUGUUCGACACCGUUAAAGCACCCACUAUGAAGAUCCCCGAAGACCCGUACGAGGAAGAGAACGAUUUGGACGCUCAAGAUUUCCUCUAUGAUGAAACAUCAGAGAUGAUGGACACCCUACACAUCUCUAGCCCGCCGCCUCCCCCCAAGCACGCUCCCAACAGCGCGGUGAAUACCGCCGUGAGACGAACCCCCGCCCCUGCCCCCGCCCCCGCCCCCGAGCACAGCCCUACCACGCGACGGAGCUAUAAAAAGCGACGAUCCAGUGGAAUUAAGCAACCCCUGGGCGUGGACCUGACCUUUGGCAAUAGUCCAUCUACGGUCCGGCAGUUCCGUCGCGUCUCGGAUAAGGUCCCGGCGGAGAAUUCGUAUAGCUCCCAGUACUCGUUUGGGCCAGAUGAGAACAGUAGCCCGAAAACAUUGUUUUCCGAACCAAACAGCAAGGAAGCGCAACUGGGGCGACGGGCCUACAGCAAAGCUGUCGGACUGGCCUGCCAGGAGGUUCUCGGGACCACGGGGGACCAGGAAAAGCGGGAGGCAAUUUCUCGCCUGGCAGAGGCCUGGAGUGACCUUGAAAUGGCGGAUCCCGAGGGACUAUACCACAUUCUCAAGAUCAUGAAUGAAAAGCUUCAAGGGUGAGUCGCGAGCAGGUCGUCCGCGUGAAGUACGGAACCAUUGUUAGCUAACGGAGCUUUGUGAAACAGUGAUCCAAAGCUGUCAGGUCUCGUCCCACCAGCUCCACCACCGGAAUCCCCACAGAGGCCACGACUAGUAUUGGCACAAAACAACCCGCACCUCAAAAGCCACCGACGGCGGCAGUCCACGGCGGUGACGGAGCCCAGUUUGCAACCGGCUCAACUCGCCAAUCUUCCGGGUCAGCAGGUUUCCGGGAUGGAACACACCAAACAGCUGUCGGACGUGCUCUACCAGCGAUGGUCCGAAGGGUUGCGCAGUCGCUGGCCCGGGAUCUAACAGCAUAU
Messenger RNA from Aspergillus alliaceus, 3383 nucleotides. Its product is annotated as kinase-like protein. The record is from RefSeq and is a predicted model, not a curated record. NCBI's taxonomy places the organism in Eukaryota, Fungi, Ascomycota, Eurotiomycetes, Eurotiales, Aspergillaceae. Gene Ontology annotation, molecular function: FAD binding; ATP binding; protein kinase activity. Gene Ontology annotation, biological process: protein phosphorylation. The coding region runs from base 1 to 3042 and encodes 1013 amino acids. Gene Ontology annotation, cellular component: mitochondrion. The transcript has 6 exons.